CUAUUCUGAAUUUGUGUUUGUGUAAGGUGCAGACAGGCACAUCCACUCAGAUGUCAGUUAUAUGCCAGUGUAUUAUGAGGAAGAAAACUACUUCUAUUUUUUACAGUUUACUGUGGGGAUUUUUAUUUGUUAUUAUUUUUUCUUGAAUGUUGUCAAGGGUUACAACGGUUAAGCCUUUGAGGACACUUCCCAGGGACUCUUUGGAUUAAUUCUGUUUUAUAUUGUUUUACACUUUUUUGUAAUCAUGGCAGACUUCCCAUCAAAUGUAACCACAGAGACUAGUACCAAUGCCCAGAGCUCACAGCAGGGGGGCAACACUCUGAGGGGGCUGGCCACUCAAGUCAGCUCUGGCAUGGACAUGUCAUUUGUGAGGAGCAUCCCAGCCAUGCUCAUGAUCGCAGAAAUUGUUCUGGGGCUUCUGCACUGGGCUCUGAUUGCCAGCACUCUCUACACAGUCAUACCUGCGUAUGGCUGGGUCAUGUUUGUGGCUGUCACUUCGUGGCUAUUCACCCUCAUACUAUUCAUCCUCAUACUAUACAGAGUACAGCGAAGGCUCCCAUCUGUGCCCUGGACUCUUGUGGUGAUGGUUUAUCACGGUGUGGUCACAGUGCUCUAUCUGAUUGCUUUCAUCACAAAUGCAGCAUGUGUCUAUCAUGGGUUCUACUAUGGCCAUCUCGCUGCUGCAGCGUUUUUUGCAGCUGUGGUGACCAUAGCAUAUGGUGUGAGUGCUUUCUUUGCCUAUUUGGACUGGAGGGGUGAUGGAGGGAAUGCUGCUACCAACACAGUGCCUACAUAGGAACCCGCAAAGAACAACUUGUGUUCCUCAGGUCCAGUCUGCAGGUCCUUUCGUACCUUCAACAUACUCUUGACCACUGACUUGUCACACUGUUUACACGUAAUUAUCUGUAUAUACAAAUAUUUCAAUAUUUGAAACAAUUUGUGGUAAAAUGGCUUUAAUGACACCUAUUUUAAGCAUUUGUAUUCAUGACUAUAUUAAAAUAUUGUGUAUAUCUAAGAAUGA
Messenger RNA from Periophthalmus magnuspinnatus, 1021 nucleotides. RefSeq names its product plasmolipin (gene pllp). Bases 245 to 796 code for a protein of 183 amino acids. Lineage: Eukaryota; Metazoa; Chordata; Actinopteri; Gobiiformes; Gobiidae. Gene Ontology annotation, molecular function: structural constituent of myelin sheath. Gene Ontology annotation, biological process: myelination. The transcript is spliced from 4 exons. Gene Ontology annotation, cellular component: membrane. The record is from RefSeq and is a predicted model, not a curated record.